UUCGCCGUCUCUUCUCCGUCAAUCCUGACAAAGUGACAUAAGGUCCACCAACAUGGCGGCAAAUUCAAAUUGUCGCCAGUGGCCACCAACGCGAUUUUCUUAAGAUUUCUUAUCGCCCAUUUAUUACAAUGCGUAACACGUAAGGCUUAUCAAACCAUCACGAUUUCAUAUUCUUUAGCAGGUUAAUAGUUAUCUGAUAAAGCACAUAUUUAGAGAUAGGGAGAUGUGGCCAGUUUAUUAAACACUCGACUAUCCAGUAUGAAAUCGAAAGUCACUGCGAGCGGGAGAAAGAAAUUAUUUUUACAUAAAUAUAUAAAUGAAAAUUGUAAUUACUCUGGUAUUUCUAACUAAUACCAUUUGUGGCAGAGUGUUAUCGAUGGGAUUUACGGUUAACUUUGAGUUUAUCUUGGCUUUUUGAUUUAAAAAAAUGAGAUGUUCCCGAGAAGUAUCGCGCGUCGCUUGAUUGUCGCGACUAUUUUAUUUAUAUUUUUACUGUCCGUACAUGGAAAAAAAUAUCUGUCAGUCGGAGUUGUUCGCAACUUGACAGUGUUUAGUUUUGAAGACAGAAUACAUGUGAAGGAUGAAAAUGAAAGGGGUCCAUUAAAAUUAAAUAUUUCUUGGGCGAGACCAAUUGCAAGUAAACAGCCGUCGUCUUACAGUAUAGUGAUCAGCAGCGUUACAGAAAAUACCGAUAACGAUAUCAUCGAAUGUCCUGAAGAAUCAUUGUAUUAUACAACCAAAAAUGGAAGCCAGUUGAACGCAUUGUUGCCGGCACAUCAAUUGUUCUCUAACUUGCCGGAAUUUUUUGUACGUCCAUCGUGUUCAUACAAAAUCCAAGUGCGAGCAAAUCCUAGAAUUAAUUCCACUCUUCAGUCAACGGUAAUCUUUAAAGUACCGAAAUGUGUUGGAAGUUACUGUAACUGUUUAAAUGCUGUCAAAACAUUACCUGAGCCAAAAGUGCACGCUGUUAAAAACAAGGAAGGCAAGGUAUUAAUAAAAUGGAGUACAAUAUCAGAAAGCCCAAAUGUUCGAUUUUUCGUCAUCAGUGUCGGAGUUCCUCUUUUGGUGUCUAAAAAUGGCCUUCCGGUGUAUAAUACAACAAGAAUUAUCAAGACAUCUUCAAAAGUCUCCUCGUUUACAUGGACUCCCCGAAAUGAUAAUAGCUAUCUACAUACCUCACAACAAUAUAAAAUUAUUGUUAACGCAGAGGAUAGAUUUGGGUGUCUCGGACCUACAGGAACUUUCCUUAUACAAUCGAACCAAAGUUAUCUCACAGCACAGUAUAAACUGGUGUGGAUAUUGAUUCUUGGAAUGAUAUCAGUAUGCGCCAUGACUUUUUGUCUUUUGAGCUUUACAUGGACUCAAGACCGCAAGAGAUACGAAUUGGUCUGGUCAAGUACAUGGACCAAACGAUAUAAAUGCCGAUUGGUGGACCUGAUCUUGAAACACCGCAAUGCUUUAUACGUGGAGCAGGAGAUAGAGGAAGCAAUGGCCCGGGGAGAGGCUGACGAUUUGGAAGUUUCUUUUAGGCGAUUGCAGCUUACGCAAGAAUUGGGAAAUGGACAAUUCGGACGAGUCUGUCUGGGGAAAUUGGACGGAUAUGAAUAUCCAGUAGCCGUGAAAAUGCCCAACAGUUCCGACCCGACCGAGCCUGAAACACGGAAACAAUUGUUAGAGGAAAUUACUAUGAUGAAAGCGGCCGGUCCGCACCCUCAUUUGGUUCGGCUCAUUGCUUGCUGUACAUUACCGAAUUACCCUGCGUGCGUAAUUCUGGAGUACAUGGAAGGAGGUGAUCUAUUUGCAUACCUCCGACGCCUGAGAGGGAACGUUUCCGAAAUCGACUUUCACUCCUACGAUAUAUCGGCUCGCAGUCCCAGCUUAACAGAAACGACAUACACAACCCUGAGCAAUGUAUCGCCAUCCACGCCCACCUCGCCGACGUUCUCUACAUGUAGCUUUGCACAAUCCACUUUAGACUCGGCGCACUUGCAGUAUGCAAACAUAAAGGAUUACGAGGCUAUGCCCGAUAUCAGCCCUGGGAAUUGCAGGUUGAAGAAUGACCAGGUGCUGCGUUUCGCCUUGGACAUUGCUCGAGGAAUGGAGCACCUGGAAAGCAAAGGAAUUACUCACAGGGACCUAGCAGCAAGAAAUAUUCUUUUAGAUGGGAAUUUAACUCUGAAGAUUUCUGAUUUUGGGCUGUCUCGAAAUGGCGAGUACACAAUGGACAGUGGAAAAGGAGGCAUUCGCCGAUUACCGAUACGUUGGAUGUCGCCAGAGGCGCUUCGCGAUCGAGCUUUUUCCUCGAGAAGCGACGUGUGGUCCUUCGCCGUAGUUCUAUGGGAAAUUGGAACUUUGGGAGCUUUUCCAUAUCCCGAGAUUCGUGACGACCAGUUACUCCGAUACGUGCUCAAUUCUGGCCGUCUAUCAAAGCCUGAGAAUCUUUCCGUAGAACUCUACAAUGUAAUGAACGCCUGUUGGGCAUCUCGCCCCGAAGAUCGGCCGAAUUUUGCGCAUCUUGUUCCGUAUCUUCAUAGUCUUCACGAAACUUCCUGUCCCUGAAAUAAUAAUCACCGAACGCUCCUGUUACCUGCGCCCUUAUUUACAUCUAACGCGAAAUAAAGUACAA
Orussus abietinus is the source of this 2626-nucleotide messenger RNA. Its product is annotated as vascular endothelial growth factor receptor 2. Gene Ontology annotation, cellular component: signaling receptor complex. The record is from RefSeq and is a predicted model, not a curated record. Gene Ontology annotation, molecular function: transmembrane receptor protein tyrosine kinase activity; ATP binding. Lineage: Eukaryota; Metazoa; Arthropoda; Insecta; Hymenoptera; Orussidae. The transcript is spliced from 9 exons. The coding region runs from base 433 to 2559 and encodes 708 amino acids. Gene Ontology annotation, biological process: positive regulation of kinase activity; protein phosphorylation; cell surface receptor protein tyrosine kinase signaling pathway.